AACGUAAACGUAUGCAUGAUUUAAAUUCUGCAUUAGAUAGUUUACGUGAAGUUAUUCCUUAUGCAAAAAAUCCAUCUGUACGUAAAUUAUCAAAAAUGGCAACAUUAUUAUUAGCAAGAAAUUAUAUUAUUAUGUUAACAAAAACACUUGAUGAUAUGAGACAACAUUUCGCAACAUGUUAUCAAAAUAAAUCUGAACAAGAUAAAUCUCAAACAAUAUGUCCUAAAGCUCAACUUAAUUUACCAUGUUUUUGUUCAAUUUGUUUAACAUCAAAUAUAAAUAUUGAACAAGAACGACAACAAACAUUUCCAUCAAUUAUAUCAUUUGUACCAACAUCAUCAAAAAAAAAAAACUAA
This is a messenger RNA of Rotaria sordida, 356 nucleotides long. The record is from the annotation of a GenBank genome assembly. Lineage: Eukaryota; Metazoa; Rotifera; Eurotatoria; Philodinida; Philodinidae.